Ostertagia ostertagi is the source of this 1908-nucleotide messenger RNA. The record is from the annotation of a GenBank genome assembly. NCBI's taxonomy places the organism in Eukaryota, Metazoa, Nematoda, Chromadorea, Rhabditida, Trichostrongylidae.
AUGAGUUUUGACUCAGUCAGUGAAGAGUCCAAUUCUAACGACAUACCGGCGGCCUCUGUGAAAUCCUCCAACGGUCGACGAGUCUCAAGGGAGCAGCCAGAUGCUAUGGAGAUAUCGCCGAGCUCAUCGCAUGAGCGUAGAUCGCGAAGAGGAUCGAAAGACAGAGAAAGGACGCCAAGUCCUCGGUACAGAUCACAUAAGAGGAAAAAACGAGAACGAACGCCUUCUGCAUCACCUCCGUUUGAUCGCGACCGUGGCACCAGCCGGCGGUCAAGAUCUCGUUCUCGAUCUCGACGGGAUCGGGACAGAAGUCAGAAUGGAAGAGAUCGUUUCAAAAGGCGAGAGCGAGAUGACAGGAAGAGCAAGAAAGAGAAACGGAGCAGGCGUGAAAGAUCUCGUACUCCGGUGAGAAGGAAGAGCGGGAAAUCUAGAAGAAGACGGUCUACCAGCAGUGACAGUAGCGACGACCAAAUAACUCUACGCGACAGGACGACUUUGUUUGGUGAGCUCGUUCGAAAGCAUGGCGACUCGGCUGAUGCACUAAUCAGGAAUCGGGAUAAACAUCGCAAGAUGAAGAGAAGAAAAAGGAAUAGUUCAUCAAGUUCUUCAAGCAGUGACGAUGCGAAAAAUAUUGAUAAGAAACCUGCCACAGUGCCUAUUUCGAUACCGGUUGCUUGCCCUCCUCCGACAUUCCUUGACCCUGCAACGGCGCAAUAUUAUCAGUUGAUAACUGCAAGUGGCCUCGUCGUCCCAGUUGCUGUUCCGCCUCCACCUUCUAUAUCCGGUAUGCAUCUACCUCCUCCGCCAAUUCCUCCUGUUCCCGGUGCAUCGUGCUCUACAGAUACAAAGAACAUGGCAGUUCCGCCUCCUGCGACCAUCAUGUUGCCGUCUCUGAGCAGUAUACCUGUUCCUCCUCCUUUGCCACCUCUUCCACCACCCCCGUUCGAAGCUGCACCGCCUCCUCCUCUUCCGCCUCCAGGAUCCCUGACCUCGUCUGAUAUGAACGUUGAUCAAACGAUGCCUUCUGGAUCAGGACCAAGUUGCUCCACAACACAAACGCGUUCUGGAUUACCGAUCCCGAAUGUCUCCAACUUGAAGAAAAGAGGAUUCGAUCGUCCAACGGUACUCAAUAAGGUUCGAAGGGACAUUGAUCUCUCUCAGGAAUGGGGAAGUGGUUUUGUUGAAAAAUAUGAGAUUUUGUAUCAAGUUGGUGAAGGUACCUACGGGCAAGUUUAUAAAGCAAGGGAUAAAAUAACUGGUGAACAAGUAGCCUUAAAAAAAGUGAGAUUGGAAAACGAGAAGGAAGGUUUUCCUAUUACUGCUGUGCGCGAGAUUAAAAUAUUGCGGCAGCUCAAUCACGCAAAUGUUGUAAAGCUGGUAGACAUUGUUACUGAUAAACUGUCCGCGGCAGAUAUGCGUACAGAAAGAGCAAAUUUCUAUUUGGUGUUCGAAUAUGUGGAUCAUGAUCUUAUGGGGUUGUUGGAAGCCUCGCAUCUCGUCAAUUUUCAUAAUGAUCAGAUUCGAAGUCUUUUCAAACAGUUGAUUCUGGGUCUUGAAUACUGUCAUGCUGCUGGUUUUUUGCAUCGCGACAUUAAAUGCAGUAAUAUUCUUCUAAACAAUAGAGGAGAGCUCAAGAUUGCUGACUUUGGUCUUGCGAGAUAUUAUUCCUCGGAUCAAGAACGUCUGUAUACAAAUCGAGUGAUCACUUUAUGGUAUCGACCACCUGAACUUCUGCUUGGUGACGAGCACUAUGGUCCAGCAAUUGAUGUUUGGAGCAUCGGCUGCAUACUUGGUGAAUUCUUCACGAGAAAGCCUUUAUUUCAAGGGAAUAACGAAGCUGCGCAACUGGACCUCAUCUCAAGGGUAAGCCACUGCCUCCUUUCCCAAGUGGAAGUUUUACUAGUUUGA